AUGGAGGCGGCGGGAGGCGCCGAGGACCCUCCCGUCGGGACCCUCGUGGUGGAGGCGGCGGGAGAGGCCGGCCACGCCACCAAGACCCUGCCGGGCUCCCCAGGCCGGGGGGGCUCGAUUUUGGGGGGCUCAGGAGGGGGGGGCUCUCCCCCCACCCCCCUGCCCCCCCCCAGCCGUGCCAAAAUGUCCCUGACGGGGGCGGGGGGGGGCAAAACCCCCCCUGGCCAAAGCCUGGCCUUGCGCCUGCUCAGCCUCCCGGGGGGGGGUCCCGGGGGGAAGCCCCCCAAAAUUCACCGGGCCCGCAAGACCAUGGCCAAGCCCAGCAACGGGCAGGUGCCUGAGAAGCCGAGGAUGUCGGAGAUGCUGCACUUCAGGGUGUCCGAGGAGCUCUGCGGGAUGGGGCAGCACCACGGUGGGCUUGGGGGGUCUGAGGGGGAGGUGCCGGGCGAGGCCAUGAGCGAGGAGGAGGAGGAGGAGGAGGAGGAAGAAGAGGAGGAAGAAGAGGACGAGGAGGAAGAGGAGGAGGAAGAGGAGGAGGAGGAGGAAGAGGAUGAAGAGUCUGGGAACGCCUCGGAUCGGAGCGCGUCGAGCGCGCGGCGGCGCGUGCGGCGGCGCUGGAAGGAGAGCCCCUGGCUGAAACCCUCCCGCAAGAGGAAGAGGAAGGACCCCCGGGGGGGCAAGGACAGAGGCCCGGCGGAGGCGGAGCGCUUCGAGGAGCUGCCGCUGUGCUCGUGCCGCAUGGAGGCGCCCAAGGUGGAGCGGGGCGGGGACCGCGGGCUCUGCAUGGCCACCGAGAGCGUGGACGGGCAGCUGAGCGGGUGUGGCAGCAGCAUCCUGAAGCGCGAGACCAUGCGCCCCUCGAGCCGCGUGCCCCUGAUGGUGCUGUGCGAGAGCCACCGCGCCAGGAUGGUGAAGCACCAGUGCUGCCCGGGCUGCGGGCACUUCUGCACGGCCGGGACGUUCCUGCAGUGCCACCCUGGUGCCAACCUGUCCCCAGAGUCCAUUCAAGUUGCCCGCAUGCGGGGGCAGGGCGAGGGCCGCGCCCCCCCCCCGGACCCCCGGGCCGAGCCCAUCGACAGCUCGGGGGGGCCGGCGCUGGCCCUGCCCUCGGGGGGGGCCCUGAGCGCCCGGGGGCUCCCCCCGGGCCCCGCCCGCGAGCACCUGGAGAAGGCUCUGCUGGGCCAGGAGGCUGAGAGGAGGAAGAAGCUGCGCUUCCACCCCCGGCAGCUUUACCUGAGCGUCAAACAGGGGGAGCUGGGCAGGGUCAUCCUGAUGCUGCUGGACAACCUGGACCCCAACUUCCAGAGCGACGCGCAGAGCAAGCGCUCGGCGCUGCACGCGGCCGCGCAGAAGGGGCACCUGGAGAUCUGCCACCUGCUCAUCCAGGCCGGGGCCAACAUCAACGCCGUGGACAAGCAGCGCCGCACGCCGCUGAUGGAGGCCGUGGCGCACGACCAGCUGGAGACGGCGCGGUACCUGCUGCAGCGGGGGGGGUGUGCCUACAGCCAGGAGGAGGACGGCUCCACCUGCCUGCACCACGCGGCCAAAAACGGGAACCUGGAGAUGGUGGAGCUGCUGCUGAGCACCGGCCAGGUGGACGUCAACGCGCAGGACAGCGGGGGCUGGACCCCCAUCAUCUGGGCGGCCGAGCACAAACACAUCGAGGUCAUCCGGCGGCUGCUGACCCGCGGGGCCGACGUCACCCUGACCGACAACGAGGAGAACAUCUGCCUGCACUGGGCGUCGUUCACGGGCAGCGCCGAGAUCGCCGAGGUGCUGCUGAACGCGCAGUGCGACCUGCACGCCGUCAACUUCCACGGGGACACGCCCCUGCACAUCGCGGCCCGGGAGAGCUACCACGACUGCGUCAGCCUGUUCCUGUCGCGCGGGGCCGACCCCGAGGUGCGGAACAAGGAGGGCGACUCCCCCCUGGACCUGACCCCGGAGCGCUCCGAGGUGUGGGUGGCGCUGCAGCUGAACCGCAAACUGCGCCUGGGGGCGGCGGGCCGGGCGCUGCACACCGAGCGCAUCGUCAGCAGGGACGUGGCGCGGGGCCACGAGAACGUGCCCAUCCCGUGCGUGAACGGCGUGGACGAGGAGCCCUGCCCCCAGGACUACAAGUACAUCGCUGAGAACUGCGAGACCUCCACCAUGAACAUCGACCACAACAUCACCCACCUGCAGCACUGCACCUGCCAGGACGAUUGCUCCUCCUCCAACUGCCUCUGCGGGCAGCUCAGCAUCCGCUGCUGGUAUGACAAGGACGGGCGGCUGCUGCAGGAGUUCAAUAAAAUCGAGCCCCCCCUGAUCUUCGAGUGCAACCAGGCCUGCACCUGCUGGAGGAGCUGCAAGAACCGCGUGGUGCAGAGCGGCAUCAAGGUCCGGCUGCAGCUGUACCGCACGGCCAAGAUGGGCUGGGGGGUGCGGGCGCUGCAGGCGAUCCCCCCCGGCACCUUCAUCUGCGAGUGGUGGCCCCGCCCCCUGACGGUGGCCCCGCCCCUUUUGCGACAGGACGGCGAGGUUUACUGCAUCGACGCCCGUUACUAUGGCAACGUGAGCCGCUUCAUCAACCACCUGUGCGACCCCAACAUCAUCCCCGUGCGGGUGUUCAUGUUACACCAGGACCUGCGCUUCCCCCGCAUCGCCUUCUUCAGCAGCCGCCACAUCCGCCCCGGGGAGGAGCUGGGGUGGGCUUUGAUAGGGUUUGAUAAGGUUUAAUUGGGUUUGAUUGGGGUUUGAUAGGGUUUAUUGGGGUUUAUUGGGGUUUAUUGGGGUGCCAGGUGUUCAUGUUACACCAGGACCUGCGCUUCCCCCGCAUCGCCUUCUUCAGCAGCCGCCACAUCCGCCCCGGGGAGGAGCUGGGGUGGGCUUUGAUAGGGUUUGAUAAGGUUUAAUUGGGUUUGAUUGGGGUUUAUUGGGGUUUAUUGG
Messenger RNA from Passer montanus (Eurasian tree sparrow), 2928 nucleotides. RefSeq names its product euchromatic histone lysine methyltransferase 2 (gene EHMT2). The record is from RefSeq and is a predicted model, not a curated record. The transcript is spliced from 23 exons. Bases 1 to 2718 code for a protein of 905 amino acids. Gene Ontology annotation, cellular component: nucleus. Gene Ontology annotation, molecular function: histone methyltransferase activity; zinc ion binding; protein-lysine N-methyltransferase activity. NCBI's taxonomy places the organism in Eukaryota, Metazoa, Chordata, Aves, Passeriformes, Passeridae.